This is a messenger RNA of Raphanus sativus (radish), 618 nucleotides long. RefSeq lists its product as uncharacterized. The transcript has 2 exons. The record is from RefSeq and is a predicted model, not a curated record. The coding region runs from base 1 to 618 and encodes 205 amino acids. Lineage: Eukaryota; Viridiplantae; Streptophyta; Magnoliopsida; Brassicales; Brassicaceae.
AUGGAGAAUAGUCCUUACCCCCCUGCUAGAUCAGAAGUGGCUGAGACUCUGCAGAUCGUACUCACUACAAUGAUCCCCCCGCGUGUCAGCCGUGGUGGUGAUAGAUUCCUCUGGCGUAACGGUGAAGGUCAUUUUGUUCCUAAAUUCUCCACAAAGGCAACAUGGCAUUCCAUACAUUGCCAACCAGGGACAGACUUGCAUCGUGGGGGUAUUUCAGUGCCCUUGCAGUGUGUUCUAUGCUCUUCCGAGCUUGAGUCUCAUCAUCACUUGUUCUUUCAGUGCUCGUUUGUGCAAGCCAUUUGGACUCGAUACUGUGGCAACUUGAUUCCAAGUGUUCCAUCAUCGCUUCAGGCGGUUGCUGUGUUGCUAUCUAACCAUCAAAUUGCUUCCUCUCCAGGUUUAUCUGCAGUUAUCAAGCUCUUACUGCAGUGCAUCAUCUAUUCUGUUUGGUGGGAGAGGAACUCACGCAUCUUUCGGCAAACAGCAUCAACCGAACCUGUGGUCAUUGCUCACGUCGAGCGUCUGGUUCGUGAUCGCUUCAUCUCCAUUCCACCAUCAUCUCCUACUUCCCCCUCGCUGCUUCAAGUUUUCUACCGUCUUCCUCCGUCUGUUCCGUAG